CCAUAUUUGAAGACUGAACCGCAACUUCAAAUUGACCCCAAACUCAGCAGGACAGUAGGUUCAAUUGGAAAUGAGCACAGAGAGCUCUUCACCUCCUCGGUGGAAAUAUGAUGUCUUUUUGAGUUUUAGAGGCGAGGAUACUCGAAAGGGUUUUACAGACCAUCUAUACACUGCAUUGGAUCAUCAAGGAAUCACUACUUUCAGGGAUGAUCCUGAACUUCACAAAGGGGAAGCUAUUUCUCCAGCACUUUUUGCUGCGAUUGAAGAAUCGAGAUUUGCUCUCAUUGUUCUCUCACAAAAUUAUGCAUCGUCAACGUGGUGCUUGGAUGAACUUGUAAGAAUUCUUGAAUGCAUGAAAUCAAGAGAAACGGUGCUGCCAAUUUUCUAUGACGUUGAUCCCUCUGUUGUACGAAAGCAAACAGGGAGUUUUAAAGAAGCUUUCAUUGAUCAUGAAGAAAGGUUUAAGGAUGAUAAAGAGAAGGUGCAAAGAUGGAGAUCUGCUUUAAAUGAAGUCGCGGGUUUCUCUGGUUGGAAUUCAAAGGAAUGGUAUACACAUACUCUUUUCUUUUUGUCUCUUUCCAUUGCAUCAAUUUACAAAUAG
This is a messenger RNA of Rosa chinensis, 601 nucleotides long. RefSeq names its product TMV resistance protein N-like. NCBI's taxonomy places the organism in Eukaryota, Viridiplantae, Streptophyta, Magnoliopsida, Rosales, Rosaceae. Gene Ontology annotation, biological process: signal transduction. The transcript is spliced from 2 exons. The record is from RefSeq and is a predicted model, not a curated record. The coding region runs from base 71 to 601 and encodes 176 amino acids.